Messenger RNA from Gamsiella multidivaricata, 1730 nucleotides. RefSeq lists its product as uncharacterized. The record is from RefSeq and is a predicted model, not a curated record. Gene Ontology annotation, biological process: cell fate specification; regulation of transcription by RNA polymerase II; positive regulation of DNA-templated transcription. The annotation marks the transcript as partial. NCBI's taxonomy places the organism in Eukaryota, Fungi, Mortierellomycota, Mortierellomycetes, Mortierellales, Mortierellaceae. The transcript has 2 exons. Gene Ontology annotation, molecular function: RNA polymerase II cis-regulatory region sequence-specific DNA binding; DNA-binding transcription factor activity, RNA polymerase II-specific. Gene Ontology annotation, cellular component: nucleus.
GAAAAUGGGCUAUCAGGGCUACAAGAUGAUCAGCGGGCACAACACGCCCUUUUCGAGGCAACUGGGCCCCGAUCUAACAAAGCUGACCAGAUGCUAUGCGUACCAAGAAUGAGUCCCCGCAUAUCUCUUAAAAACGAGCGUAGGGGGGUGACUGGAAGAAUCGAUGGAGUUCAAGUGUCCAAGAGCGACAAUAUGUCCACGUUGCAGGCGAAGAGGCCGACUACUUCGUUGUCUGUUACAAGAGCUUUGUCUGUCCCGCUGUCAGUCCGUGACAUCGAACCUGCUCUUCUCCUUGUCGAUGCCGAUCUUUGGGCCAAGUUUCACAGCCAUCAGAACGAAAUGAUCCUCACAAAGUCUGGCCGCUGUUUGUUCCCUUGUCUCAAUUUUAAGGCAGUGAACCUAGAUUCAAAGGCCAUCUACACGAUCCAUCUAGAUUUUGAAACUAUGGACAGUCAUCGCUUCCGCUUUUCCAGUGGCCGAUGGAGUCCAGCGCAGCCCUCUGAACGAUCAGGCAAUGACGAUUUCGCGAAUAGUAAGAGCACUGUCCGCUCGGUACUUUCGCAAGGACUUUACAUGCAUCCAGAUUUGCGUCAGACCGGUAAACAUUGGAUGGAGAAGAAUAUGAUCUCAUUCGCAAACGUCAAGCUCACAAACAGAGUACCGGAACCAGAUACUCAACGCCUCAAUGGACGCUCGAGAGAGAACGACUAUAUCCAAACCGGCAACCAUAUCUUCCACCUGGUGUCGUUCCACAAGUAUCGACCGCGCAUCCAUCUAACUCAGUGCUCCCAGCAGACGCGCGAGAGUACCUUUUCGACAACAUUCACCUACGAUCAAACCAGUUUUAUCGCCGUCACUCACUAUCAAAAUCAUAGAGUCAAUGAUUUAAAGAAGGACCACAACCCUCACGCCAAGGGCUUUCGCGACACAAUAGGAUAUUCACCAUCCCAGUCUACAAAAAGGCGACGCAUGAUCUCCUCCUCGUCGUCGACUCGCUCUACAGAAUCCAGCCUCGGGACGUGGUCUCGAUUGGACAAGGAAGAGAAUGCUAGUGACGGCGAAGGUCAAGCCAGUGAGGAAUUUGAGAGCGAUUCAAUGGGCAAUGAAGGCGAUUCCAAGCGGAAAUUUGUUCACUUGUGUCGGCAAAACAAGGACGACAGCGCGAUGGUUACGAUAUCGAUGGCAAGAGACACGGCACAGGUUACCGGCCAUCUGAAGAGCUCGCCCGGCCUCAUCGGCCACAAUCAAAUAACGAUGACAACUGCAACGAUGGACACCACUCAGCACAAGGGCGUAGGAUCUACUCGCGGUAAUGUCCCGUUAUUUCUCACUCCAGAAUAUGGCUCAAUCGCAAAGACUCGAGAGUCCAAAGUCGUACGGACGCGAGGCUACAAUCUCGGCGAUAUUAGCACAUCGAAUGAGUUAGACCGCCUUCAGGAUGUCUUUGUAGGAACCAGUUCGCCACUCAGCACCCCGCAGCCCAGAGCAGCGCGUGUCCACAUCGACACAGCACCGGCCAGUUUGUUUCAAGUCACCAAUCCUAUGCUGCCGAUCCCAUCUAACACGAACACGAGCACGGACACGGCUGUGGAGUUGCCCAACCUAUCUGCCCUUGCACUCCUCAACCAGGCAACGGCCGAAUGCGCGGCGUUGGCAGAAGCAAAUAGCUCAGCUGCAAUCAUGCCGACUCACGAGGCAGUCAUAUUCGACACUGCGCCAUCUAUGUCAUG